GCAUACGCUGCUUUUGGAUCGGCUUGCGCGCGCACGCUACGGGCCGCGCAGCACUUGGAGAACUGUGGGACGUCAACGUUUUGCUAUCUCUUCCGCACGAGACCGUUGGUUUUGCUGCAAAUAGCGCGAGCGCACGCAUUGCAUCUCACACUGUAGCCUGCAUCUAUUCGUCGCAGCAGUCAAGGGCUCGCACCAUGAUGCGCCGCCGCGCGACGCUCCUCCUCCAGGCCGGCGUCCUGCAAGCGCUCGUGAUGCCCCGACAACCACCCAUCAAAACAGCAUUGCGAGCCGCCCCGGACAUGGAGGACCUCACGCGACGAGUGUUUUGUAGCCGAGAACUAAACAUGGCGAACAUCGAGGCCGUGGGCUUCGACAUGGAUUAUACGUUAGCGCAGUACAACGAGGCCUUCGACAUGCUGGCGUUCGAAGGCGCAAAAGAUAAGUUAAUCGACAUGGGCUACCCCAGCGAAGAGAUACAAAAAUUCAAGUUCGACCCCCUGCAGCACACGCGUGGGUUGGUCAUAGAUAAGCGACGCGGAAACAUCCUGAAGAUGGAUAGACAUAAAUAUGUACGAAGGGCCUACCACGGGACGAGGGAGCUAUCUAGAGCAGAAAGAAAAGCCCAAUAUAUCUUAGAUGCGGGCGCGACGCCGACGUUCGUCGGCAACGAUUAUGUGAACGUCGACAGUCUCUUCCAGUUGGUCGACGCGUCGCUAUUCGCGCAGCUCGUAGAUGUAUUAGACGAGGGCGGGCCGUCGUAUGCCCAAGCGUUUCGGGACGUGAGGCAUGCGGUGGACUUGUGUCAUCAGGACGGCGUCAUCAAGGACCAGGUCGCGAUUGAACCAUCUAAAUACAUAAUACCAGAUGAUAACUUGGUACCCAUGUUGACACAAUAUCGAUUGGCAGGCAAGAAAGUGUUCCUACUCACCAACAGUUUAUUUGACUACACGAACGUGGUCAUGAACUUUCUAGUGGGGAAGGAUGUGAAUGAUAGGGCCUGGGUCGAUCUCUUCGACGUUGUUGUGGUCGGUGCCGGCAAGCCCGCCUUUCUGGGGGAUGGUCGACGGGACAUGCUGCGCGUCGACGCUGGCACGAACAUGGGCACGCUCCAUAAUUUUGUAGGGAAGCCCGUGUCGGAGGUCGGCGGCCCCGCCUUCCUGCAGCGCGAGGGAAAGAUCUUCCAGUCCGGUGCUGACUCGGCGUCCGUUUCCGACCGUUUCUGAACUUCAAGGUCGCGUCGAUGGCGUCGACGUGAUGCCACAUCGCCUCGACGCCGUCGAUGCGGCCGCACGAGAGUCUACGCGUCUCGCGAGAGCUGCGGCAGUUCCGCGACGGAAUCGUUCCACACAGGUACCUGGAAGGAGCUCCACGAGAUGCUCGAAGUCGGUUCCGGCUCGGAGGUGCUGUAUGUCGGCGACCACAUGUACGGCGACAUGAUCCGCUCCAAAAGAUCGCUGGGCUGGCGGACGACGCUGAUCGUGCCCGAGCUCGAGCCUGAACUCGUGCUGGACGCUCAGUUGGACUUGCCAUUACGUCAUGUGGUAGCAGAGAAGGAGAAAGAAUGCGAAGAAGCGGAGCUGGCCGUGCAAGAAUUGCGUUUAUCUUUAUUAUCGCAGGGUCUGGAUUUUCUUGAAUCUGACGAGAGAGAAGCAUUAGAAAAAGCACAGGAGGAGUCGCGAGAAGCUCUGAAGGAGGCGAGGGACGCCUUGCACCGGGCCUACCACCCCCACUGGGGCCCGCUCUUUAGAUCGGGCAACCAGGCGUCGAGGUUCGCGAAGCAGGUCGUGGACUACUCCUGCAUUUAUACCUCAAGAGCGUCGAAUUUGUUAGCGACGUCGCCCUCGCGGACCUUCCGGCCGCCUUCCGACUUCAUGCCGCACGACGAUGAUGAGCGGCCGCCCAUGUAAAUACUAAGUCUUAUGGUAGUCACUCUUGCCCCCCGUCUUUUCGAUGAGUCGCAGGUCCUCCACUCUUAUGGAGUGACUGAGGGCCUUGGUCAUGUCGUAGACGGCUAAUGCCGCGAUUGAAGCUCCAGACAGAGCCUCCAUCUCGACCCCAGUUCUGUGAGUUGUGGUGACCGCACAAGUCACCUCCAACGCAAGCUCCUGCUCCUCGAAGGACACGUCGCACGCGUCGAGCGCGACGGGAUGGCAAAACGGUAUGAGUGAAGAAGUUCUCUUCGCCCCUUGGACGCCGGCGACGACGGCCGUCGCCAGGACCGGGCCCUUCUUUCCAGCGAAGCCGCUCGCGGUUAACGUGUCCCAGGCAUCCCGCGGGAAGACGACGCGGCACCUUGCAAUAGCUUUGCGCGUCGUCGUCGUUUUGUUCGACACGUCGACCAUGCGCGGCAGGCCUUUGGUCGCGUCGACGUGGGAGAGCGUCUUCGACGACAAAGCGCGGUGGCUUGCGCGCCGCGCAACAAUGGUACAGCAGCGCUGCAUCGUGUGUGCAGGGUGUCAAAGCGAUCCGAAACGCCGCUGGAGCGUCGUCUGCGAUCUGUAUUUGACUUUUACGUGCGUUUGACGAUCUGUGUUAUGCCGCGGCGGGCGCACUAGUGCAGCUUGGCGGCUGCACCUCGGGCAGCUCUGCGCAGCGUCGAGUGAUGCCUCCGAGACGCGCAGCUCUCUGACACAAGACCGAUCUCCAACAGUCACAUAUGUUGGGGCAUUGGUCGAAAAGCGCGUUUGUUAUCCGGUAACGCGCCUCGCGCGCGCGUUUC
This is a messenger RNA of Pelagomonas calceolata, 2719 nucleotides long. NCBI's taxonomy places the organism in Eukaryota, Pelagophyceae, Pelagomonadales, Pelagomonadaceae. The record is from the annotation of a GenBank genome assembly.